UUCAAUCUCCACCCUCCAUUUUUUAUUCAUCUUUUUGUCUUCUUAGUCAUAUACCUUUUAUGUCUUGUUGAACUCUUAUAGUUCAAAUGAUUAAUCUUGAUUUUUCAUUUUUGAACAGAACACACAAUGUUGGUUCCUCCAUGGCUCACACCACUUCUCAACACACCAUUCUUUAACGUGUGUCGGAUUCACAGCGACGCCGCGAGAAGCGAAUGUAACAUGUUUUGUUUGGAUUGUAACAUUGAUGCUUUUUGCUUCUAUUGUCGUUCUUCAAGACACAAAGAUCAUCAAGUUAUUCAGAUAAGGAGAUCUUCAUAUCAUGAUGUAGUGAGGGUGGGUGAAAUUCAGAAAAUGUUGGAUAUUAGUGGAGUUCAAACGUAUGUGAUUAAUAGUGCUAGAGUUUUGUUUCUGAAUGAAAGGCCACAACCAAAAUCUGGAAAAACAGGGGCUUAUAUUUGUGAGAUUUGUGGAAGAAGCCUCUUAGAUCAAGUUCGUUUUUGUUCUUUGGGAUGUAAGCUUGUAGGAAUAAAGAGAAAUGGCAAUGCAAGCUUUGUUUUAGAUGCUAAUAACAAUCAAGUAUCAACAAUGGAAGAAGGAAUGUCAAGGAGAACAAUCUCUUCAAGACAAGAAGAGGAAGAAGAAUUGCGUGAAGGCUCAGAACAAGGAAUGUAUCUAGCCACACCUUCAAAUGCAAGAAGAAGAAAAGGAAUUCCUCAUAGAGCUCCUUUUGGUUCCUAAACAUUUUCUUUUCUCUUUACCUUUCAAAAUUGAACUCGACGCACUUGCAGCCGAAGAAUUCAUAUAGUCAAAUACAAUGUCUUUUUUAAUGAGAAUUUAACGAUUUUAAUUUCA
This is a messenger RNA of Lathyrus oleraceus (garden pea), 852 nucleotides long. RefSeq names its product protein RGF1 INDUCIBLE TRANSCRIPTION FACTOR 1. Lineage: Eukaryota; Viridiplantae; Streptophyta; Magnoliopsida; Fabales; Fabaceae. The record is from RefSeq and is a predicted model, not a curated record. Bases 127 to 738 code for a protein of 203 amino acids. The transcript is spliced from 3 exons.